UACAAAAAUGUAGAGAGAAAUCCUCCGUAUUGCUGGCUUACCUUAUCCAAAACAACAAUAUUGGAUAGAGCAACCAUGGCGAUUACUGGGCUUAGCUCUCUUCCUCGUCUUCGUCUACAUUACCUUUCCUCCUCUUCAACUUCUUCGCCGACUGCUACUUGCAGUACUUUCACCAAGCGAAGAGCCUUGGUUUUAGGUACGGGUCUUGUGGCGGUGCCUUCUUUACUCAAUUCAAAGCUAUUUCUAUUUGACUACUCCGCGAUUGCGCUGCAACAAAACCGAGAUGAUGAACUCCAACAAGAAGAGGAUAGAAUUGUUAACAUUUUCCAGGAAACUUCGCCAUCGGUUGUUUUUAUUAAAGAUAUUGAGUUAGCCAAAAUACCAAAGAGCUCAUCUGAUGAAAUCAUGCUUAAUGACAAUGCUAAUGGCAAAGUAGAAGGAACUGGGUCAGGCUUUAUUUGGGAUAAGCUUGGUCACAUUGUCACUAAUUAUCACGUUGUUGCAAAAUUAGCAACAGACCAAAGUGGGCUACAACGUUGUAAGGUAAACUUAGUUGAUGCCACGGGCAAAAGCUUUUCCAAGGAGGGGAAGAUUGUUGGUUUUGAUCCAGCAUAUGAUUUGGCUGUUUUGAAGGUUGAUGUUGAGGGGUAUGAAGUAAAGUCUGUUGUCAUUGGCAGUUCUCGUGAUCUACGUGUGGGUCAGAGCUGCUUUGCAAUUGGAAAUCCCUUUGGAUAUGAAAACACUCUAACAACAGGGGUGGUCAGUGGCCUAGGCAGGGAGAUACCUUCACCAAAUGGAAGUGCUAUACGAGGAGCUAUUCAGACAGAUGCUGCUAUCAAUGCAGGGAACUCAGGUGGGCCAUUGAUUGAUUCCUAUGGCCAUGUUAUUGGUGUUAACACUGCAACUUUCACUCGCAAGGGGACUGGGAUCUCAUCUGGUGUGAACUUUGCAAUACCAAUUGAUAUCGUUGUACGCACAGUACCCUAUCUUAUCGUGUACGGAACACCUUAUAAAGACAGGUUCUGAAGUUAUUUUAUGUUCAACCAUCAAGAAUCCAAAUCUUGUUGAUCCAGAAACACGCUCAACCUUACUACGAAAGACGUAAAACUCUAAGUCUCUGCAAUUGCAAUUUUAUUAUUUAUAUCUCCUACACGACAUAAAACUCAUGUUGAACUGCAUAUAUAAUACAGAAUUAGCCAUUAUCAUGCAGGAGAUAUGAUACUAUAACUGUAGUUUCUCUAUAUAGACUUCGUUCCUCA
This is a messenger RNA of Carica papaya (papaya), 1259 nucleotides long. It is a transcript of the gene DEG5, whose product is annotated as DEGP protease 5. The record is from RefSeq and is a predicted model, not a curated record. NCBI's taxonomy places the organism in Eukaryota, Viridiplantae, Streptophyta, Magnoliopsida, Brassicales, Caricaceae. Gene Ontology annotation, molecular function: serine-type endopeptidase activity. Gene Ontology annotation, biological process: proteolysis.